CAGGGGAGUUUGGUGGAGAGUUCCUCUGUGCUCUCUUUCUCUCUAGAAAUUACACAACUUUCUCCUCCGAAAUCAAACCAAUACAUACACAAAUUUGUGUUUAUCGACGGAUGAUCAAACAGAUUAUCUGAAUUUCCCUAAAAAAUUCGGGAUUUUUUCUUAUUUGAGAUAAAUUUGAACAUUCACGAUUCGGAUCAAAGGAAAUGGACACAAAUUCAUGGACUCGUUUCUCUACUUCGAAUUCUUCUCUAAGGCGGUAUCAAUCUCGAUCAGACGCAUUUCAUCUUGUAGAAGAAACCGAUGAUGAACCACGACCUGAGUACUUAUGCCCAUUCUGUGCUGAAGAUUUUGACAUUGUAGGUCUCUGUUGUCACAUCGACGAAGAACACACAGUUCAAGCAAAGAAUGGGGUAUGCCCCAUAUGUGCAAAAAAAGUGGGAACUGGUUUAAGGAGAUUGCGUAGAGUUGGAUCAAAUUCAACUUUUUCUAUUUUGAAAAAGGAAUUAAGAGAAGGAAACUUGCAGUCUGUUCUUGGAGAUCAAUCUCAUUCCUCUACUGCAGCAGUUUCAAUAGUGGAAGGCUCAAAUAAAGAUUUCUUGACAAGGGUCAUAGUCUUGCACGAGAAGUAGGAAGGAUGUGAAAUUUGAAUUCAGCGUCCAAGUGACAAGUGAGUACAUGUCUAGUUUUAAACAUGACACACAACAAACGAGUCAUGUUUGUAAAGGGCAUGCGUUGCAUAUAUUGCGAUUAUGUGUUGCAUGAGUUUUUAUAUACGUGAG
Messenger RNA from Lactuca virosa, 779 nucleotides. The record is from the annotation of a GenBank genome assembly. NCBI's taxonomy places the organism in Eukaryota, Viridiplantae, Streptophyta, Magnoliopsida, Asterales, Asteraceae.